This is a messenger RNA of Caenorhabditis elegans, 330 nucleotides long. It is a transcript of the gene nspe-3, whose product is annotated as Nematode Specific Peptide family, group E. The coding region runs from base 13 to 231 and encodes 72 amino acids. The transcript is spliced from 2 exons. The record is from RefSeq and is marked reviewed. Lineage: Eukaryota; Metazoa; Nematoda; Chromadorea; Rhabditida; Rhabditidae.
AAAAACUAAAACAUGUCUCCAAAAUUUCUAUUCUUCAUUGUCCUCGCCCUCUUCCUCGCUACAGUAUCCGCUGGAAUUAUUCGUGAGCGGCGUCAAGCUUACUACACCCCGAAUGGUGCAGUUGUUAACAAUAUGGUCAGCGAUGGCUUGUUUGGAGGACCCACGUCUCUUGGAUGGGCUCAAGUUCCACACGUCUACAGUCCAAUGUUCUCGCCGGUCUUUGGAAAAUAAAUAAUUCUCAGCAACAGAUUUUUAAUAUGUACCAAAUAUCAAUUGUAUGAUCUCUUCUUUGUUGGAAUAAUUAAAUUUGGAAAAUAAACUAUUAUGUAU